Molecule: messenger RNA, 3325 nt
Organism: Pan troglodytes (chimpanzee)
Lineage: Eukaryota; Metazoa; Chordata; Mammalia; Primates; Hominidae
Gene: TEX9
Product: testis expressed 9
Exons: 12
Coding region: 668-1618 (316 amino acids)
Source: RefSeq, a predicted model, not a curated record
ACUAAGUCGAAUUUGCAGUUAGGAAGCCUUCCUGGGUUCCUGGGACAGCGCCGAGUGCUGCGAGCAAAGGCCGGGCCCGCUGCCAGAGGCUCGCGCCGCUCGCAGCACAGAACCUGAGAGUGGGAAGGCGUAGGCGCCCGGGCGGGAGGCACCCGGGAUGUGGAAACUCUCGCGGGAAGAUGCGUCGUUGCCUCGGUAACCGCGUCGCAGUCGCCGAAGAUGGCGGGGCGAAGUCUGUGUCUCACGAGAAGCAGCGUUCCAGGGACUCCGUUCCCGCCACCCGUUCAGCAACCCUCUACACCUGGACCCGACCUCCUCGCCUUGGAGGAAGAAUAUAAGUAAGAAAUUCGGCGGUUGAACUUUUCCUUCUUUCUUUCAUCUGAAUGAGGCUGCUUACAAGUACUUUUUUCUGGAGACUGGCUGGAUCUUCGGGACCACUCACUCUGCAGCAUUCCCUUCUCGUCAUCUCGUUCACCUGCCGUUUAUCCUUUCUUUGUCUUUGAUCUGAGUAGUUCGCCUGCGUAUUAGAAGAUAUUUGAAGUGGGCGAAAAUUUAGCCCAAGCGUUUAAAUGCAGAAUUGCAGGCAAAAACAGCUGACGUGGUUCGACAAGCUAAGGAAAUAAUAAGAGAUCGGCAAGAAGUACGAUCUAGGCCUGUUUCAACACAAAUGAAAUCAUGUGAUGACGAAGAUGAUUACAGUUUAAGAGGUCUGUUACCAUCUGAAGGGAUAGUUCAUCUUCAUUCAGAAACUAAGCCAAAGACCAAAAACAUUGAUCCUGUAAACAAGGUUCAAAACAAAUUACACUCUGCAAAUAAAGGAAGGAAAACAAAUUCAAGUGUUAAAUUGAAAUACUCUGAUGUCCAAACUGCCGACGAUGUUGCCAUUCCAGAGGAUUUCUCAGACUUUUCCCUUGCAAAAACAAUUAGCAAAAUUGAAGGACAACUGGAGGAAGAAGACUUACCUGAAUAUAUAGAUGAUAUUUUUUCUGGUGUUAGUAAUGACAUUGGAACAGAAGCACAGAUCAGAUUUCUAAAGGCCAAACUCCAUGUUAUGCAGGAGGAAUUGGAUAAUGUUGUAUGUGAAUGCAAUAAAAAGGAGGAUGAAAUUCAGAAUUUAAAGUCUCAAGUAAAAAAUUUUGAAGAAGAUUUUAUGAGACAGCAGCAAACAAUUAAUAUGCAACAGUCUCAAGUAGAAAAAUACAAGACUCUUUUCGAAGAAGCAAACAAAAAGUGUGAUGGAUUACAGCAACAGUUGUCUUCAAUAGAAAGGGAAUUAGAAAAUAAAAGAAGACUGCAAAAACAGGCUGCAAGUAGUCAAAGUGCCACAGAGGUUCGCUUGAAUAGAGCUCUAGAAGAAGCAGAAAAGUAUAAACUGGAGUUAAGUAAAUUAAGGCAAAAUAACAAGGACAUAGCAAAUGAAGAACACAAAAAAAUUGAAGUGUUAAAAUCAGAAAACAAGAAGCUAGAAAAACAAAAAGGAGAAUUAAUGAUAGGGUUCAAGAAACAGUUAAAAUUAAUUGAUGUUUUAAAAAGGCAAAAGAUGCAUAUUGAAGCUGCCAAGAUGCUAUCUUUCACUGAGGAGGAAUUUAUGAAAGCACUUGAAUGGGGAAAUUCAUAAGUGAUCUACUUCAGUUAGUCUCUAUGACAGUAUGUGAUGGAUACCCAUUUUACUUAUUGUAGUGGUUUGAAUUAUUUUUAUUCUUCAGAAGUAAUAUAUUUGAUUAUGAAAUCAAAAUAAUUUCAAAGAAUUCCCUUUUUAGAUUUAGGAGAUUAGCUAUUAGCUCUUUUUGAGUUGUUUUUUAAGUUCUUACUUAGCGUGACAAUUAAGCACAUCAGAUAAUAAAAUUCUUGACUCUUUUCAUUUAUAAUUCUCCUCCCUUACAGUAGACCAAAAAAGAUGCUUUAAAAGAAAAUUCCAAAUAUUUAUUUCCCUGGCUAAAUCAAGUAAGUAAAGUUCGUAAACACAGACAGAAGGCAGUUCACUUUGGGGUAGAGUUCUGUAUUAGUCAAGGUAAAUAUACUGUCUUGAGGAUGGGGAUGCAAACAGUGCUCUGUAGUGUUGUAGAAAUCGGAUUUUGAAAUUAUCAGUACAAAAAUAACAGCUUGAUUAAAAUUAAUUUGUAUCUGAUAAUUGUUUACAAGUUAUGAAAUUCAGUGAUGAUUUACAAAAUCCAAAUAGACAAUGGAUACCUAAUGCCACUGAACUGUAAAACAAAAGUUAUGCUGACAUCUAGUGGUAACAUACAAAAAAUCUAUGCUUUACCCAAUUUUGAUGAUAUCAUUUCUCUUCACAAAUUUCACUCCUUUGUUGAUAUACUUUCCUGAACUCUUCACCAAGCAGAUCAAUAUCAUCCUCUUUUUCAAAUACUCCCUACGAGAAAAAUAUUUUGUGGGUUACUUUUGAAUACCAGAAUAUUUCACUAAAUGCUUUUAAGACUGACAGACAUAAGAUUAGUAAAGUUAUCUCCAAGGUAAUGAAAUCUAUUUAACAGAUUAAUGAAACUUUAAAAAAAUCAAUACUUUUCAAAAAAUAAGACUUUACAUAUAUAUUGAAUAUUCCUAGACUGACCCAAUUUUCUGAUUUAUCAGAUCUAGUGUAGGAGCUUUUCAUAGGAAUCUGAGCUCUUCUACAAGUUCUACUGCUUGGAUUACCUAGAUAGGAAGGCACUUCAUCUAUACUGUAUCCUACCCUUUUCUUUAAAUAGCUCUAUAAUAUGAUAUAAUGGUGAGCUUCAGUAGAUUCAUGCAUGGGAUUAGUUCUUCAUGCCUCAGUUCUAUGGCUAAUCAGCAAACAGUCAAUCUUGCAGAAAAGAAUCCAGGUUUGGAGUUAAGCCAUUUAAGCAAACCCUUUGGAAUUCUUCACUGUUCUAUUUUUCUUUUCCCCUACAGUAUACUGCAAAAGGCUCUUUAAAACAAAAUUAAAUAUUUACUUAAAUUGCAAUCUAAAGAAUUUUAGGGAUAACUGAAGUCAUUUGGCGCCAUUAGGACCUAAAGGAUAAAGGUCAUUUUUGGAUAUCAAGUUUAUUAAUCCCUCCUGCUGCCUCCACAAUUAUUUCCUCUACAAAAAUAUCAAAUCCCAAAGAAAGACAUUCCUACAAUUUAUAAUUUAUUUUAUGAAAUGUAUUAAUUACAUAUGGAUUUUAUCAUUAAUACAUCAUUUUGUAUUCCUUAAUCCUUUCUAACCAAUUAGACUAUCAAGUCCUGUGGCCAGGCAGUAAUUACCUAUAUAUCUUUUUCCUUCCUUAGCACCAGAGUGAAUAUAAUAAAAUAAAUAUGCACUUGAUUCUACUGAAUAAAAUAUGAAAUGGCAUUUCUAUAGCUGAAA